This is a messenger RNA of Colletotrichum higginsianum IMI 349063, 648 nucleotides long. RefSeq lists its product as uncharacterized. The coding region runs from base 1 to 648 and encodes 215 amino acids. The transcript is spliced from 2 exons. Lineage: Eukaryota; Fungi; Ascomycota; Sordariomycetes; Glomerellales; Glomerellaceae. The record is from RefSeq and is a predicted model, not a curated record.
AUGCUUCGUCUGCCGCGACAUGGGCGCAUCGCACAUCGUGUCUAUAUAUGUUACUCGUUACCCGCUCCCACCUUGUCCACAAUCAUAAUCCUUCCACCCCGCCAGCGCUUCGUCUACUGUAGGCCCCCUACGAAUAGGCCUGCCCCCCGUCCCGAUCCUCAUUUGUUCCUGUGGCCGCCGUCCUUCGAAUACAAAAGGGCUGUCGUCGUCCAUAGACAAAGCAUUGUGUGCACUGCACAUAAGUUGUCUCAUCCCCCGUUGCGACCUGCAUCUGCCAAGGACGUAAAGGAGCCCUCAACCCACUCCAGUUUGCAAACCCUUGGGAACUUUGGAGCCUGCCUUGUUGGGCCAAGCACUUACACGUCCAUCAUGCAGACAGACAGACAUACAGACAGACAGACAGACAGACAUACGCUACUCCUCGUCACUCUCCCUUUUUUUCUCUCCUUCGGCCUCACCCGACCAUUCAAUCGGAUUGUCACUCGGCUUCUUUCUCUCUCGACCGACAGCAGAUGCGACGGCCGAGGCCCACCAUCCCAAGUCCCUAGUCGCUUAUGUCCAGCAGCGCCUUUCCAUUACUCGCAAGCCACCGUUAGGUCUUGGCCGUGCCGCAAGACACAGGCAUACCCCAGACGACGUGCCAACUGA